AUGGUCACCGUUGAAAAAGUCAAACAACGUAUAAACCAGUCCAAAUGGACCAAGUUGUAUAUUGCAGCAGCGUUCUUGCAGGUCGUUAUCAUUAUCGUUUUACAAUCCAUCAUCGCAAGUCAAAAUCAAGCUCAGGAAGCCAACAUCCACACCAGCUUUAUAAAUCAUCGACCCUCCACUCUCGGUGAUGGUUCAUCAAGUACCUCAGCAACCGUAGACAUAGCAUUGAGACGAUUUGAUCGAAUCAAGUGGGAGAAUGUUGCUUUUAUUAGCUUUCAAGCAUGGUUCAUUUGCAUGGCGUUUGAUGCUGUUGUGUAUCAAAAUGCAGCUGAAGUUAUUGCGUUGGCGGUGUUGAACACUAUUUGCAUUUUGAUCGGCGGUCUAGAGGUGAUGGAUGCACGACGAUGGCUAUCACGACUCGACCAAAAUUACAACUUUCCAAUUCGACUUGUUCCUCUUCGUAUUGCCCUCUAUCUCGAAAUUGCCAUGACGGUGGUACAAGUUGUCUUUGCAUUGAUAUUCAUAUAUCUGUCGUACGCCGUUGUCAAGGAAUUUGGCUGGGUCAUUUACAAAAAGAUUGGCCCCGAUGUGAUCAUGCAACGAAUGUAUCGCAUCUUCCAAUUCUUUGUAUUGGCUCUCAAAAUUGAUGUCUUUAUUGAGUUCCUUGUCUCGUUGUUUUACUUUAUUCAAUUUGCUAUUGAAGAUUUCUCCCGCUGGGAUGGUUACAUCAUUCUCAUCGUCACCAUUCUCAUCCUUCCAGCACUCUAUUUCGCACGUACAACGGUGGCAUCUGAGCAUUAUGGAAGAAUGGUCGUUUUUAUUGUUUUCCAAUUCAUUGUCAUUGUAUCCAUGAUUCUCAUGCUUUGGCGUACGGCAUCAACAGGAUGGUGGACAUGGAUUGUGUUUGUUGUCAUGGGUAUUGUUUUCGCAUUGGGCUCGUGUGCUUUGGGAGCAUGGACAAUGCAUAAUUUCGGCAAAGGCCUCAAGGCGCAUGUUCAACGUGGUGGCCCUGAAAAGAAGGAACAUCUACCAGCACAUGAACUUCAGGAACAGGCAUCUUUCACUUCCUGGAGGAUCGAUGAUGAUUAA
Lichtheimia ornata is the source of this 1089-nucleotide messenger RNA. RefSeq lists its product as uncharacterized. Lineage: Eukaryota; Fungi; Mucoromycota; Mucoromycetes; Mucorales; Lichtheimiaceae. The transcript has 7 exons. Bases 1 to 1089 code for a protein of 362 amino acids. Gene Ontology annotation, cellular component: Golgi apparatus. The record is from RefSeq and is a predicted model, not a curated record.